Messenger RNA from Epithele typhae, 945 nucleotides. RefSeq lists its product as uncharacterized. Bases 1 to 945 code for a protein of 314 amino acids. The record is from RefSeq and is a predicted model, not a curated record. NCBI's taxonomy places the organism in Eukaryota, Fungi, Basidiomycota, Agaricomycetes, Polyporales, Epitheliaceae. The transcript is spliced from 2 exons.
AUGCCUUCCAACCCCUCCAAAACCUCUCCAGAACAUACGCAGACGAACCGGCCUGCGGUGUUCUUCCGGAACUCCGCCAUCGGCGACAGCAUCAUUCGCUCCGUCGACGGCGAACACUUCCACGUCCACGCCGACAUCCUGUCCAGCGCUAUCCCCUUAUUCGCAGAUAUGCUCUCCCUCCCCCAGCCUUCUUCCUCCACCGACAGUCCCCCUAGCGAUUCUGAAGUACUUAACAACUCAAAGAAGAAGCGCGUUAUCCUCACGCAAGAGUCCUCCACCGUCUGGACGACCUUCAUUCCCCUCUGCUACCUCCCGGGCUUCCGCCCGCCCGCGCUCCCCGCCGACCUCACGCUCGUCCGCGACCUCCUCGCCGCCGCCGACAAGUUCGAGCUGCGCGCCGCGACCGACUGGGUCUCCGCCUCCCUCCUGGGCCGCUGCCCGCUGCUCAAAGCGCACCCGCUGAGCGUGUACGCGCUCGCGUGGGCGUACAAGCUCCCCGAGGUCGCCCGGCUCGCCGCGCGCCGCGCGCUUGCGCUCUCCCCGGACGACUUCGCCGCGCUCCCGCGCGAGUUCGACGCCGUCGCCGCGAGCGAGGCCUUCGGCGCGCUGAACGCGUACCGCAUCGCGUGCAGCGCCGCCGCGCGCGCGGUCACCGCCGCGUCCGUGGACGGCCGCCUCCCGCGGAAUUACCUGGAGGAGCUUACGCGGGCGCUGGAGUUCAGGCCGCAUGCGGAGAUCGCGCGGUCGCAGGAGAUGAAGGAUAUCCUCUUGGAGAGCGUGGUGGAGAGGUGGGGCCGAUGCGAGGAGUGCCACGAAGGCGUCUAUCCAUUCUUGGUGGAUAACGUGACGGAGGCUAUUCGAACUGAGCUGGAAAAGGCCAUCGAGAAGGUAGGUCACCCUGAUGUUGUCGCAAGAGGUUUUCUCAAUCACCUUCGCGUCAGGUGA